Ipomoea nil (Japanese morning glory) is the source of this 1721-nucleotide messenger RNA. Its product is annotated as myb-like protein AA. The record is from RefSeq and is a predicted model, not a curated record. Gene Ontology annotation, cellular component: nucleus. Gene Ontology annotation, molecular function: RNA polymerase II cis-regulatory region sequence-specific DNA binding; DNA-binding transcription factor activity, RNA polymerase II-specific. The transcript is spliced from 2 exons. NCBI's taxonomy places the organism in Eukaryota, Viridiplantae, Streptophyta, Magnoliopsida, Solanales, Convolvulaceae. Gene Ontology annotation, biological process: regulation of DNA-templated transcription. Bases 100 to 1356 code for a protein of 418 amino acids.
CACUCGCAGCACUGCAGCUGUUUGUACUUAGGCGGGUACCUAAGAUAAUACUAUAAAUUACUUGAAAAAGAAUCAAAUUAAUAAUAAUAAUACGCAAAAAUGGAGCUUGACACCGCCGAAUUGGAGGAUGCGGCGGUCUCUGCUGGCGACGCCACCGUCGAGAGCGGUGCCGGUGGCGGUACAGGUGAGGAAGACGACGAGGUGGUGGUGUUGGAAGACGGCAGCGGAAACAGCGACCAAAUGAGCGAUAAGAAGGCGGCGGCGGACCGAGUGAAAGGGCCGUGGUCGCCGGAGGAGGACGCGAUACUGAGUAGGCUCGUGAGCAAUUUCGGGCCGAGGAAUUGGAGCCUGAUCGCUCGAGGAAUUUCCGGCAGAUCGGGGAAGUCGUGUCGCCUCCGCUGGUGCAAUCAGCUUGACCCUGCCGUCAAACGCAAGCCGUUUACUGAGGAAGAAGAUCGCAUAAUUCUCCAGGCACAUGCUGUCCAUGGAAAUAAAUGGGCAUCAAUUGCAAAGCUUUUGCCUGGAAGAACAGACAAUGCAAUUAAAAAUCACUGGAAUUCUACCUUGAGGCGGCACUAUGCGGCACUUGGAAAGCUUAAGGGUGAGUUUGGUAACAUGGGUGAAGAUGUUAGCCCUGAAAGAUCUAAAGCUUCCUCUGAGGAUACUCAAUCAUGUGGAGACGUCAAUUCAUUGAAGGCUUCUGAGGGAAAAGAUUUCUUCUCGGUUGAAAAUCCAAAUGAUGUACCCUCUGAAGACAAGAACCAGGAUGCAGUUCAAUCUAUUGAAGAACCAAGGGAACCGCCUACUCUGUUCCGCCCUGUGGCGCGUGUAAGUGCUUUUAAUGUUUAUAAUUCUUUGGACGGCCCAGAAGCCUUGUUCUCAGUACCAAGAGUUACUCCUCUACAAGGAUCUUCGCUUCAAGCCACCUCAAAUCCAAAUAUCGGGAUCAGCAAAUUGCUUGAAGGAGCUUUUGGUGAACAAUUGGUUCCUUGUCAGUGUGGCCAUGGUUGCUGUGGAAAUUCACCUCAAGGAAAUCAUAACAGUUCCUUACUGGGUCCUGAGUUCGUUGACUAUUCAGAGUCUCCAUCCUUCCCAAUCCAUGAAUUGGCUGCAUUAGCCACCGACAUAAGUAACGUCGCUUGGCGUAAUAGUGGAUUGGAAAAUGGAAGCAUCAACUUGUUCUCCAAUUCAGCUAGUAGUGUGAUGUGUGGCGCCUCUCAUGCACAAGGAGAAAGUUUGGAGGAGAUGAGGAAGAGCGACCACCAUUCACAGCUUGAAAAGGGCAAGGCAUUGAUGGCAGAUCCAGCUUCAACACCAAUAUCUAGACAACCUCUACAAGUAAAUACUAAAACUUGAAGCACGAGCUAAUCGGGUGAAUUCAUUCGCAUAAUUUGGUAAAAUUUUCAAAGCCACAUGACAAGUAAGUAAUCCAGAAUACAUUAUCGUGUAUUUGAGCCUCUAAUCAGUAAAAUAUCUUGGCCUUGGCCCAUGGCUUAGAGUUGCUCACAAAUUGUUCAAGCUAAAAGCCUAAAACAGUCUUGAGUCCUUGCAUUAACGUGCUGGAGAGAUGGGAUUUGCAUGGUUGUUGUGCCUUAACAAGAACAACAUACUACAUUUUUUAGUUGUUUUCAGAUUUUCAUUUUCUUUGAAAGCAUUUAGCCAAAGGUUGCGGUGGUAGAAAUGUAGAAUGGAAUAACUUGGUACAUUUUUGCUUUUGCUUC